CUCGCUGUCUCCAUGGGGUCACUUCUGCCCGGUGGCACUGGUGGAGGAGAAGAAGAUGCUGGUAGGAGACUCGAGGUUCGCCACUGAGUUCCUCGGAAGAAUUUUCCUGCUCUCUUCUUGGGUCGCCCAACAGAAGUUUAUCGACGAUCCUGCCACGUACACCUCUUCCCCUCCUAUGCCUCCGAGGAUGCGCGUCAUGGUGAUCGGUGCGCCAGUGACGGGAAAGAGUGCAGUCGCCAACUGGAUCGCGAGCAAAUACUCUGCGAGGAGGUUGGACUGCUUCAAGCUCGUUGAGCUCGCAAUGGCUGAAGGGGGGGGGGGGCUGGAGGCGGAGGCGCGAAGUUGUCUGCUGUCUGGUGAAGAGAUUCGAGGAGACCUGAUGAUGCAGAUAUUAGGGAAGGAGAUGGGCAUCGAGCUCCAAAAAGUAACUGUGAAUGAGGAGGACGAGGAGGCAAAAGCGAAGCUCAGGCUUGCAGCACUGUCGUCGGAGGGGCCAGGAGGGGAAUGGGGUCAAGCGCCUACGGGUCAAGGAGAGCUUAGCUUCGUGCUUGAUGGGCCCCCGCUAUCUCCUGACUUUGUGCACGCCCUCGCCGCUCACCAGCUGCUGCCCACCUGCGUCAUCCUCCUUGAAGACUCGGAGGAGCCUGUUGGGCGCGUGAGGACGGAUGCAGCGAAGGCGGGAGAUCUCUACUGGGACCUUGGGAGGGAGGCGACGCUCGAGAGAACGACGGGCACACAAUUUCCCUUCGCAGGGGCGGGAAGUUUGCAGCGAGCGAGGAUGGAGGAGGUUACGAGCUUGUUAGAAGCUGCUGGGUGCCUGGUCGUCAAACUUCCUGCAUCCCUCCCACUGCAGGAGCUGCAGGAGGCUGCGGCUGCUCGUGUCGAUCCCUUCGUCUAUGGAUUUGUUGCUUCAGAGGAUGCGAGGGGAGCGAGGCAGGUGGAGUGGGAGCCGGAGGGGAAAGAAGAGGACGGGGAGGAAGGGGAGCGAGCAGGGCUACAGGUACUCGGGUACCUUGGCAAGUUCUGCCCGGUGACGUGGAGGCGACAAGGAGCACUGAUUCCGGGGAAGGAGAGCUUUGCGGCGGACUGGAGGGGGAAAAUUUAUCUUUGCCGCGGGCAGGAGGAGCUUGACG
Messenger RNA from Guillardia theta CCMP2712, 1133 nucleotides. RefSeq lists its product as hypothetical. The annotation marks the transcript as partial. The record is from RefSeq and is a predicted model, not a curated record. NCBI's taxonomy places the organism in Eukaryota, Cryptophyceae, Pyrenomonadales, Geminigeraceae. The transcript has 4 exons.